AAAAAGUAUAACUUAUGGAUCAAGCAAAUAAGUUAUAAUACCAAUAGCAAGUAGAGAAAUACUUAGAAGGAAAUAAAGUAUAUAGCAUCUUUGAAGACUUACUCAAAUCUCUUAUUAUUAAAAAACCAGAUGAUCCAAUCCAAUUCCUAAUCAAUAAAUUACAAGAACCAGAAAGUACUAUUCAACAUUCAUUUAAGCAAAAAAAAUAUUCAUAAUUGGACCUCCUGGAUCAAAAUUACUUGAACUUUCCCUUACACUUGCUGAAUACAUGAAAUUCCAUUGUGUUUCACUUGGUGAUUUGAUUAAAAAAGAGUUAAGCAAGAAAUCUGAAUUAGUAAGUACAUAUUCUAUCUAUAGAGUUAAUAAAUUUAAGAUUCUUUGGAUAAGUUUCAGUAUGUGAAUGAUGAAAUCGCUAUCAAUAUUGCAUUGAAUCAAAUUUAGCAUUUGGAAAAUGAAAAAAAGAGCUAUAUUUUUGAAGGAUUCCCUAAAACUAGAGUCUAAGGCUUAGCAUUUUAAAAGGAAGGAAUCAUUCCUGAUGCCUUUCUAAUACUGGAAAUGUCUGAUGACUAUAUAUAUUAAUGUUGUCUCAAAAAAUUGGACACAGAACCAUUCAACAAACUAGGCAAGAAGGAAGAAUUGGCAAGAAACCAUUCAUUAGAAUACCAAUUGAAUCUUAAAUAAGUUAAGGAAAUCUAUAAAAAUCAGUAUUUCUCUGUUGAUGGAGAAAAAAACUUUGAGUUAGAAGACAUGGCUGUAUUAAAUAUACAUAUCCUUAUUGUAGUAAAGACUUAAAUAUAAAUUAUACAACAAUGCACCAACCAGAGCUGGAAGAAUACUUGUCAUAGGACCUCCAGGAUCAGGUAGAUCUACUCUAGCUAAACACUUAUGUUCAAGAUAUGGAUUUGUCUAUAUAUCAACAAGAGAAUUAAUAUCGAAUUUGGUUAAUCAAAAAGGCACUACUGGUAAGGAAGCCUUUGAAAAAAUUAAUAAAGGAGAUCUAGUGGAUGACAGAAUUAUCAAUGCUCUUAUUAAGGAAAGAAUCAAUUAGACUGAUUGUCAAUUGUAGGGCUAUGUACUUGAUGGAUAUCCUAAAACUUAAUAAUAACUGGAAACAUUAAAUGAAUUCAACAUCUAACCCACUUUAAUUGUCAUUAUUGAUGCUACCGAUGACAUUGUCUUAACAAGAUUAACCUAGCGAAGGACUGACCCUAUAUCUGGAAGAAUCUACAACUCUAUUGAUGAAGCAGAUAGAGAAGUCAAAUCAAGAUUGAUAAUAGCACCUAAUGAAAAAAGAGAUGUUGUGCAACAAAGGUAAUUUUUUAUUGCUAUUCAUUAGAUUGAAAAGAUGGGAGGAUUUAAAAUAACUAAUUGAUGGAACUGCAAAAUACGCUUCAGUCAUUUUCAAGACUUCAGGAGAUGCUCCAAUAAAGAACAUUAUUGAAUCAGUCUGUUAUCAUUUAGAGAAAAUGAAUUGA
This is a messenger RNA of Paramecium octaurelia, 1475 nucleotides long. The record is from the annotation of a GenBank genome assembly. Lineage: Eukaryota; Ciliophora; Oligohymenophorea; Peniculida; Parameciidae.